GUCACUGCUACAUUGUGCUCCUUAGCUCACACUCCAGACAUCCUCUAUCGCAUCUUUUCCUACUUCGACGCUGAUGACCUGGAGCGUCAGUACCUCCCGGGCGAUGUUUACGAGUCUCGUCGAUCCCUCGUCUUUGCCGCAAGGACUUGCCGGGCAUUCGCUGACCCAGCUCUGCGAGUGCUGUGGAGUAGCCUGCCUGACGACCAGCCUCUCGCAGACCUCCUUUGCAUCCUUGGGAUUGCCGCUCGAGAGCGCAGCCUAGAUAAUCAGGGUCUCAGUGAUGGGAAUCCUAGACGUUACCCCUUGCCGAAUCAAUAUGGCGGAUUUGGCUUGUAUAUUCCUGACCAUACCUACGAGCCACAGUGGAGACAGUCGAGGGGGUACGAUGUCAGAUACUUCUUCCUGCACGGUGGGGAUCCUCGUCGACUUCCUCAAUGGACUCGGUUCCAACAAUACGCAUCAUAUGUUCGUGCGAUCACUCUCUUCGCUUUUGAUGGUCCGAGGUGGUCCAAGCUGUGGGAAAAGCUGCGAUCGUCUAUCGACGGCGCUCCAAUCUUACCCGGACUAUCCUCAGUGGCCUUCUGCUGUUUCUCGUCCCGCGAGAUUACUCAAGGCAUCUUUGCCCUCAUUUCUCCUUCAGUACGCAAGCUCGACUUCGCAAUCCCUAGCUACUCUUGGCCCGAGUCCGAUGAGAAGGCGCGUCGCGUGUUCUCGAAAGCAUUCCGCGCCGGACCCGACCGAGCUCGUCACCGGUGCGAUCCAGUGUUUUUCGGCAAUUUCCACUUGGCACGCGUCUAUUACGAGUCUUUCUGUAAACUCGACGCACACUCCCGUAGUGGUGGCCCUGUUCAACGGGCGUCUUAUCGACACCAUCCGUCCCUUGCUGGCCCUCCGCGCGCUUCGCUACAUUGCAAUCCGACUCCCGAGCUACUUCGGUGUGGUAGCAACAGCAUCUGACGGAGCGUUGAUGGCGGACGCGUGGUGCAACCUCGAGGAGCUUCAUAUGGACGUGUGGAGGUACAGCUACGGCCUCAGGAUGUACGAUCCCCGCCCCUGUGGAAUCCCGCAGGAAGGAAUUGCGCACUUCGCUCGCAAGUGCCCGCGGCUUCGUGUGCUCCGUCUCCCCGGAAUGGAGAUGGAAAUGGCAAAGGGGUCCCGUGCGGCAGGGAGGUCUGCGAGCCAGCCUCGCGGCGGCGUGCGGAGACCUAUCAUGCCGAAAUUAUGGUCCAGACUGCCAUGGAGGACGUGGCAAAGCAAAUUUCGAAGCUUGUGGAAGGGUCGUUCCCGAACGCGGCAUGUGUCUUAGUGUAAUGGGAGCAGACUGUUGUCGUGGAGCCUAAGCAUGAGGAGGGUUUGGU
Molecule: messenger RNA, 1358 nt
Organism: Dichomitus squalens LYAD-421 SS1
Lineage: Eukaryota; Fungi; Basidiomycota; Agaricomycetes; Polyporales; Polyporaceae
Exons: 3
Source: RefSeq, a predicted model, not a curated record